Molecule: messenger RNA, 1272 nt
Organism: Arvicanthis niloticus (Nile rat)
Lineage: Eukaryota; Metazoa; Chordata; Mammalia; Rodentia; Muridae
Source: RefSeq, a predicted model, not a curated record
GUGUGAGGAGGCGUUGAGACAAAUUCCGUGGCAGUUAGAAAGUUGAACUGGCUGCCAAGAUGGAAAGGAAGGAACAGACCAUGACCUUUUACAGUCCCAAGGUCGCCACAAUAAAGGGGGACCGGAAAUACCAACGGCCUACCCUUCCUACCAACACACAGUCGAUGUCAGACCAGAAGCGUCAGCAGUGUGUGAAUGAGGCUUACACCUACAUCCGGAUGCUCUGUGGCAGCCUCUCUGCCUUUAGUCUCUUGCUGCUGAUCUGCACGUCCCCACUGAACUGGGUGCAGUUCCUGGUGACCAACAAUGGCCUUGAACUCAAAGCAGGACUCUGGACCUUAUGCAACCAUGAGCUAUGCUGGAGCCACGUACCCAAGCCACCCUAUUAUCUCCAGUAUUCUAGGGCCUUGUUCAUCAUCUCUGGCCUCUGCAUGCUUGCUGGCCUUGGCUUGCUCUUUAGCUCUUGCCGCCCUGCAGAAAGAAUGGCAUCCUCUGAGUUGGAUCUGAAGGUGUUCAUGCUCAGCUUCUGCUCAGCUGUCUGCUUGCUCCUCUGCCUCAACCUGUUUCUGGCCCAGGUUGAGUGGUACACAAAGAGUGCCAUGGAGUCUGAAUUCCUGUGGACUUAUUAUCUUAAUUGGUGCAGUGACGUCUUAUUUAUCUGUGUCGGGAUCAUCUCUUUGCUCAACUACAUAACUUUCCAAUCUCAUCCUCCUGAUGAGAGUGUCAGCACAGAUCUACAGCAGAAGUCCAAGCUGGGCUUUGGACCUGUGCCAAUAACACUGCCUGCUACAGCUGAAAUGUCACGUGCUGAGAUGCAGUUUUUAAGUGGGAGACGGAAAAAACUACAGAAUGUGAGAAAUGGAAAACUAGCCUCCACAAGACUGUGAUAGGAUGACGGAAGGCUAAAUCCUUCUAAAUUUUGCUGUCUUAAAACUAGAGAGGGUGAGGUCAAUGAGAAGUGAUUGUGAACUCAGACGAAAUCUUCGGAUAUCAUGUCCGUGGUAGCAUGUAAGCUAACGAAAUGUUUUUUGUGUGCACCGCAUCCAAAAUAUAUAAGACAAUUAUAGAAAAAGCAAUGGAAGGCUGGAGAAAUGGCUCAGCAGUUAGCAGUGCUGACAGCACAGUCGUGGGAUUCAGAGUUGGAAUCCCAGCACCCACAUAACAAGCCUCUUCAAAGACGAGGUGGAGAUGAGGAGAUGGGACAUCAGCACUCUCUUCUGGAGUGUGAGCGUGCACACACAAAUACAUCUUGAAAAUAAAAGAGAAGGUAGU